Myodes glareolus (Bank vole) is the source of this 8478-nucleotide messenger RNA. NCBI's taxonomy places the organism in Eukaryota, Metazoa, Chordata, Mammalia, Rodentia, Cricetidae. The record is from RefSeq and is a predicted model, not a curated record.
AUUGGGUCGGAACUGAACCCCUAAAAGUGGGUCCGCCUCCCGCCCUCGCGCCCACCCGGAGCUGAGUCGCUGGCGGCGGUGGGCGGCAGAUCAACGGGGAGUUUCCUCUCACCCUGGAUGGAGCUGAACUUUGAGUGGCCAGAGGAGCGCGGUCGCCCGGGGAUCGCUGCAAGCUGAGCUCUCCCCGCGAGACCCAGCGGCGGCGGCUUUAGAUUUUGGGGGGCGGGGACCAGCUUCGCGCCGGCACCAUGUUUCUGGCCACUCUGUACUUCGCGCUGCCACUCCUGGAUUUGCUGCUGUCGGCCGAGGUGAGUGGUGGGGACCGCCUGGACUGCGUAAAAGCUAGUGAUCAGUGCCUGAAGGAACAGACCUGCAGCACCAAGUACCGCACGCUAAGGCAGUGCGUGGCAGGCAAGGAAACCAACUUCAGUUUGGCAUCUGGUCUGGAGGCCAAGGAUGAAUGUCGCAACGCUAUGGAGGCCCUGAAGCAAAAGUCUCUCUACAACUGCCGCUGCAAGCGGGGCAUGAAGAAAGAGAAAAACUGUCUGCGUAUCUACUGGAGCAUGUACCAAAGUCUGCAGGGAAAUGAUCUCCUGGAAGAUUCCCCGUAUGAGCCGGUUAACAGCAGGUUGUCAGAUAUAUUCCGGGCAGUCCCGUUCAUAUCAGAUGUCUUCCAGCAAGUGGAGCACAUUUCCAAAGGGAACAACUGCCUGGACGCAGCCAAGGCCUGCAACCUGGACGACACUUGCAAGAAGUACAGGUCUGCCUACAUCACGCCGUGCACCACCAGCAUGUCCAACGAAGUCUGCAACCGCCGCAAGUGCCACAAGGCCCUCAGGCAGUUCUUCGACAAGGUCCCGGCCAAGCACAGCUACGGGAUGCUGUUCUGUUCCUGCAGGGACAUUGCCUGCACGGAGCGGCGGCGGCAGACCAUUGUCCCUGUGUGCUCCUACGAGGAGCGGGACAAGCCCAACUGCCUGAAUCUGCAGGACUCCUGCAAGACAAACUACAUCUGCAGGUCACGCCUUGCGGACUUUUUUACCAACUGCCAGCCCGAGUCAAGGUCAGCCAGCAGCUGUCUAAAGGAGAACUAUGCAGACUGCCUCCUGGCCUACUCAGGACUGAUUGGCACAGUCAUGACCCCCAACUACAUAGACUCCAGCAGCCUCAGUGUGGCCCCGUGGUGUGACUGCAGCAACAGCGGCAAUGACCUGGAGGACUGCUUGAAGUUUCUGCAUUUUUUUAAGGACAAUACGUGUCUCAAAAAUGCGAUUCAGGCCUUCGGCAAUGGCUCAGACGUGACCAUGUGGCAGCCAGCCCUCCCAGGUCAGACCACCACUGCCACCACUACCACUGCCUUCCGGGUCAAGAACAAGCCUCCAGGGUCAGCAGGGUCUGAAAACGAAAUCCCCACUCAUGUUCUGCCACCUUGUGCAAAUCUUCAGGCACAGAAGCUGAAAUCCAAUGUGUCGGGCAGUACACAUCUCUGUCUUAGUGAUCCUGAUUACGAAACGGAUGGUCUCGCUGGUGCCUCCAGCCGCAUAAACUCAAAUUCAAGGUCUGCUGCUCCCAGGUGUGGCCUGAGCUCACUGCCGGUUCUGGUGGUCACCACUCUCGUCUCCCUGUUAUCUGUAUCCUUGACAGAAACAUUGUAGCUGUGUUCAGAAAAGACGGAAAGACAAGCGAGAGAAAAGAACAAGCAAACAAAACCAAUCCUCCUGUUUCCUGUCCACUUGUAUAUCUGAAAAUCCAGUUUUAAAAGCUCGGCUGAGAAACGGUUUCGUCCAACUGGAACUCUUCGGUUGUUUUUAAGGAAGCGUCUCGGGACCCCGAGGGGCUUCCGUGGAAGAACCACUGCAGGGCUAAUUCCAGACUCAGAAGGCUCUGUGGCACGGUGUGGGCUAAGGGGACCAUUUGUAAACUGAAUGUAAAGCAAGCUUGAGGCUGUGUUUUUGAUGGUGGUGGUGAUGGUGGUGAUGGUGGCGAUGGUUUUAACAGCUUAAAGUCUGCUCUCUCUACUGGCUGGAACGGGAGAUGCUGUUGACAAAGACUCUUCCCUGUCUUGUUCCAUAGCUUUGAGCUGUAUUGGCAUGACUGCUGCCUGAUGCGGGUGACAAGAGGAGGUUGGCCUCAAGAGUGGACUUUUUGGACUCCGUCUUGUACUAAAAAUGUCCACCUUUCUAUGUAUGUCCUGCACACAGUGUUUAUGUACCUACCGACAUUUCUGUGACCCUCAACAAAACAAAAAACCCUGGUCACGUUGAAAUGUAGAACCUGUCAUUCAGCCCAGUAGAGGAGAGCGGCUGCGGGCCUCACACAGUGCUGGGAUUGCUGACUGACCCUCUCCUGAUCUUUGCCUGAGUGAGAAGCCCUUGAACAGGAGCCGGCUACGGCUGAAGUGCAACUCUUAAUGCUUUUUACACCUACGACAUCACACGUAGAAAAGGUGUUGCUUUACUAUUCAGUGGUUCCAACUACGGGCUUUCUACGUUUUGAAAGUAACGAUACUGUCCUUAUUUUUUACUGAUAGUUUAAUACAGACACAUGCAGUGUGUUUUCCUCUCAUAAUUAGUACCAGCCCCAGUAUUGACUUCAGCGAUAACAACUCUCGGAAGCAACCCCCGGGAGCCCCCCAUGCUUUAGCUGAGACUGCAUCACAUUACUGUGGACAGGCAGGAGAAAACAGAGCAGCCAGCCCCUGUCUACAUGGAAGGAACAGGUCGAUUCUUGUAAAGGGUGCCACGGUUUGGUGGCACGACUGUCAGUUGGCACAGCCCCGGUACCUUGGCUUUCAUGUUACCUGACAAGGGCAGCUUUGAUUACGACUGGGCAUAGGGGACACGAUGGAGAUGUACUGUGUUCUGCCAGGGUGCGCAGGAGUACCUGUGCUCCUGGCUGCAGUGUCGUGGCCACCCUUUAGAGUAGUUUGGUUUCGAGGUCACCAGGCAUCUGCUCUAUCUAUGGCCUUUAUCACAGACUGUGCCCCUGCAGAAAGGAAUGGUAUGGUGGUUUGUGGAUCUUGAGGGCUAACAUGGGGUCCGGAAAGGUGAAUUGGUUGUCAAAAAUACACAGAGCAGGAUUGAACUGUCUUGGUGGGACAUCUGGCUUACACAGCCCACACCUCCUCCUGAGUCUCUUCCUCACCUGAGCAGACCCUUGGGUGUAUAUCUAAGCCCUGUUUUAGGUGGUCAGGUUCAGAAUCUUCAGUUGAUUGCCUACUGACAACCAUGUUUCCCCAAAAGUGAGUAAAAGAAAGAAAUUAUUCCUCCAUGGAGCCCUGUAAGUAUGAUAUUGCUUCCCACCUUCAGAGAGACAGAGGUGGGAGCCCUGGGGUACACUUUCUGCUGAUACCUGCCCCCUCUGCUCCAUGAGAUUUGCCUUGGACGGUAACAGUCCACCUGGGAAAGGGGGAAGAAGUCUGAAAGUCAAGAGAUGGACCUGGUUUUCAGCUCUUUUGGUGUCUGGGUACAUCUAUAUCCAAAUGCUAAUGAAUACCAGUGUAAAAUACUUGGUAGCAGCAUUUUUUUUAUGUCAAAAUGUUUCAUGGGGAACGCGUCCAGCAUCCAUGUAUGCCUGAUCAGUGGGAAGUUCCGUGAAGACUCAUACGUACAGCAAAUAAACACCUUGAGUGUGUCAAAAGCAUUUAGGAUGCCAGUCAUGUAUGGAAGCGUAUCUCUUAUGGAGCAUAUUUUGUUUUAAUUAAGGUAUCUCCAUGUAUCUACACUGGACUAAUUACGUGUGGGUCUGACUGGGUGUGAUCCACCUUAGGAAGCUAUCGAUUGGCCCUGCAGUCUACUGCAGCUCUAAUUAGCUUCAGAGGACCACAGAGGAAACAGGAGCCCUGUGCUAACAAGGGCAGCCUUCAACGAAGGACUCAUAGUUAUGCAACAUGCAAAUCAAACUUGGAAAAGCUCUCGCCAACAAAAACCUGAUUUUCUUUCAGAAGUGAAAACAUACGAGUGCUACCAAAUCCUCAGUUUGAAAACAAAUAGCAGAGGAGUUAAACAGUGGGCGGGGCCUCUCUUCGGGACAGCGUGGUAGGGAGACUUAGAAAACCAGCUCAAGUCCAGGGGGCUUGUCAUUCCAGAUCUCAGCCUGACACGUGAGCUUGACAGAGAUUUGUUUGGAGAGUGGCGCGGGAAACAUGGCCGUCUUCUGCGCACCUGACGUCAUUCUGGAGCCCUGAUGAGCAAUUCGCCACUUCCUGUCCCUCUGCUUUCCCUUUGCACAGACCCAGGUUUGGUCUGCUGGGGUUGGAUUCCUUGCAGAAAGUCCCUCACAGAAGUUGGCUUUGCUUGUGUAGCAGACAGGUGUGUCCAGAGCAAUUCAGAAUCUAGCCCUGCCCUACUUCAGAGAGAGAAGGCGACAGAGCCUCGCAGGCAGGAGCACAGUCUUCCAGCUUGACCUUGAAUGUCCUAGAGCGGAUGGCCUUUGUGAGUCUGUUGGAGAGCACAGGAGGGGAGAUGCGCACAGCAGGGAGGGGAUUCGGCAUGGGAUGCCGCCUUUUUUCACGUCUGAUUUUAAACCUCUAAUAGAAAAAAGUAGACGUUGCACAUUGCAAAGGGUUAUUUUUCAUCGAGUAAAGAGAAUUGUAUCUAGGUGUGAUUGGAAGGUAGUUUCCAUUUUGUUUGGAAGGCAAUUCCGUGUCUUGUAGUUAAGCAGAAAUGUCUAAAGUUAUAGCUUCAAGUUCAUCCCAAUACAGCACAGGAACUCUCCAGAGUCCUGAGUUUAAUCCUUGUCUGUUAGUCAGACACUCCCAAACAUCCCAUCUGCUGAGUCAGAGACAAGAGAGGGUGAAAGUGUGUUUGAAUCAAUGCUUAGUUAGGAAAAGAGUCAUAAAAAGCAGUGGGGGUUUAUAUAAUUAGCAAUUAUUUUCUUAGAUUCAACAUAAACGUACUUCAGUUAUUACUUACAAAAUAGUGGACUCAGAGGAGCGAUCAUUGGGAAAUGUGUUUUUAUUCACAUAGCCAGACAUGCAUGGCUUUCCUGAUCAGUGUGGACCAGAGGAGGGUUGCUUAAGUAAGCUCUCGUUCUGCCUUUUGACAUCGCUCUGGUCUCCGUGGGUCACCUCCCUGCAGUCUCUGCUGUUGUUGCUUGUGCUCUCUGCCUGAGCGAAUGAGACCAUGGGAGACCCAUCUUUGUAAGAAAAACCGUGGCAACAGAUGGACGUGAAUUACCAUGGCCUGGGCACGGUGACUCCAGGCGGCCCAUCUUCCCUGAGCCAACAGGGUUUGGAGAGAUGAAGUGAAAUCAAGGUGCAGCAAGCUGCCAAGACGACCAAUGGGCUGUUGACUUUGCUGAUGCCCCUCACUGGGGCCGUGUUCUUCUGAUCAAAUAGCCGGUGUCCUGAGAGAGUCGGGAGGUAUUUGGAAAGGAAGCUGGGUGACGAGGGAGGGCUUUGCUUUUAGAAACCCUCAAGUCAAAGGCUAGGGCAUGUGCUGGGUAACAUGCUGUGUUUCUCUAUCACCCUGAGCAAGGACUCUCAUGUCUUUAUCAGUCACGUCUUGACUUUGAUGCGGCUUUUCUUACUGAGUAGAUUUAAGUCUUCUAGAAUUCUUCACGAAGAACCAUUACCUAGGAAUGAUAGUCUGGCUGCAGAGGCCUUACUCCCGUGGGCUCCUCCUGUGCCUCUGCCCUGGUACACACUCUGUAGGAUGACCAUUUCCCAAGGAAAGAGAUGUCUUAAGCUGUGGUUGGUUUGGUCACCGUCCUGUUGAUUGGUGACACCGCUACAUUUCCCUUUUCCUUUAUUGCCGGAGUACAUCAUAGAAUCUCUUCUAAUGUAAUCUUCACCCCAGUCGCUCUUAAUUGAAUGCUGCCAACCUCCAGCCACGUCCCGUCAGAUGCUCAUCUUGUAGAAGGAAGCCUGUCUGGAGCCAGGUGAUGCAGCAUUAAAUCAGGAAUGCCCCACCCCUCCCCCUCUCUUGAGAGUCGUCUUCACUUUGGGUACCCUGCCCCAAAGUCCUCAGGGGAAUCCAUUUGCUAUCUGGGGGCUCCCUGAUAGUCCCAGAAGCAGCUCAGAGUGACUCUUCAUCCGAAUGUGCCACCUGCAUUUCUGAUGAGUUCUGAGACCCAGCCCGGAGGGGUGGGGAAGGCACACAAACCCAAUUGCAGUAAGCUGCCUGUGGAGCGCUCCAGCCUGCUGCUAGCCAUCAAGGCCUCGGAAGCCCCUGAGGUCUGUCUCCAAGCUCAUUUGACCAACGCAGCUGUGACUUCGGCUGUCUGCUGCUGGCAGGUGCCAGUAUCAACAUCUUGUCCCACUGCCACGAGGAGGAUUUCAUUUCCACUCCAGGGCAGCUGCCAAGCCCAGCACCAGCACCAACAGAAGGAAUUCUCUGGGUUUUCUCUCUUUAACACACUCUGAAACCUCCUUAGUAGUCUCCACUUUCAUUUUAUAGGGGAUGCCAGGAGCCUGACCAGAGACGGACAGUUUCAUAGCACUGCUCCCGGCUUAAUGCCCUCCCUGUCCAGGCACAUAGCUGUGCUGACCUUGACUGGCACUUAGAGUGGACUGGGCUAGCCCUGGGUCUAGGAAGAUGCUCAGCUACUGUGUUUCCUGCCAAGCGCUGAAACAUGAGCAGUUAUUCUCAGGAACUGAGCAUGACCAACGCCAACAGAUCGACAUCUGCCAGGCCAGUGAGCCUACGGAGAUUCUCAUCUCCAUUAAUGGUGCCAGACCCCUCCAGCCACCACAGGGGAAUAGCCUUUCCAUUCCCCAUCCUAGGAAGGAAGGGUCAACAUCUGUCAACAUAGCACACAUGGUAGGCAGGUUCUGAUGCUGGCUGGACCACCCUUUGGCACAGCAGCUUACCCGCAAAGAACUGGGGCAUCUUGGGUUUCUUGGCAUUCCCAGAGGGAACACCUAUUUCUGUUUUCCUGAUAAUUGGUGCAAUCCUUUAGUUUUACACUUUCUGAAUAAUACGACUAUGGCUCUUGUUUCUCAGUUCCUAUCCAGACACAGCAAAGCCAACUGCUCUGAGGGGGGAGGCAAACACACCACCCUCAGUUCGAGCCAGACAGGCUCCCCGGAAGAACCCAGGCCUCAGAUGACCAGGAGCUUAGCAUACAGGUCCGUCGGUGGGGAUGUCAUGUUGGUCAGGAGCCUGUGACAAGCAUGGCACUGAGGGACACGGGAGUGGCUUUGAGUACAGCAAAAAGCAGGACCCGUUUUGAAAUAGUUUUAGCAUACAGAAUAAUGGGUUUCAUGAUUCUGUUUUCAUACACAUACAUCAUUGUGGUAUACUUCCUUCAUAUGCCUCUCUCUUGUCUCCCCAUCUCACUGAUGCCCUUCGUCUGGCCCCAUUUAAAUAGCUGAACUCUAUGUACAAGGAAUCUUGAUGCCCAUGGGACACAACAUAGAUCCCAAAGUGAAAGUGAAUUAAUGUGAAGAAUUGGAAAAUCUAAUGGUUGCUCUGGUAUAGGAAACUCAGGUUUGGUUUUGUUUCAUAGUAAAGAGUGGUCAUCAGAGGGCGCAGAAGACGGUAACCUAUGCUUCUAACACAUUAGACUAAGAUACCAUCAGCUCAGACCCCACCCCACCUCCUCACUCAGGCAGGGCUGCACGGUCCAGCAGCAUCAUCUAGGCAUGAGAAGUGCUUGAUCUGAGUCUGGGUUUUUACUGUUCGUCUGUGACUGAAGGUAUUUCUGGAGGAGGAGGAGGAGAGAGAACGCAAACAAGCUGUAAAAGCAGUUGAGCUCAGCUGCCGUGCUUUUCUGGAUUCAGAGAGAGCUGGUGUCCUUGGAGAGUUGAAAGAUGGCUUCAGAAACCCCAAAUCCAGAGCCUUGCAGCGUUCCUAAUUAUCUGACUUUCCUCUCUUCUCUCCCACCCAGGGGACAAGGGAAAGCUGCCCAUCACACAGCUCGCUUGAGAGAGUUUCCUGUCUUGUGCACAUUAUCCCUUGAUAUUGAAAUUAUUUUCUCUGUUUAAUCCAGCUCCUGCUGAGAAGCUGUGUGGGAUUUAGGAUGCAGGGUUUUCUCUUGUACUUUCCAAUGGGGUUGCGUCUUUUAUUCCUAACUGGAGGAUGUGUCUCAGCUGCUGCUGAUCUGGCCCUUGCAAGUUAGUUACAAGUAGAGAGGACUCCAGUUUCUGAUGAGGUAUUUUCAUUGUUCUGACCCAAACAAGGGUCCAGAUUCCUCUUCAGAGCCGGGAGGAGGAGAAGAGCAGGUUUGGUUAGGAGGUCUCAGGUUAGGAGAGGCCACCCUGUGUUCACAGUGCUUCCCACACACCGAGGAGGGGGAAAUUGCCUUGCUGAGCUGCCGAUCUCCAGAGGACAGCCGUUCAUCUCCCAGGUUGACCGCCCAUCUUCACGCAGCCCUUUGGACCAUGCUUCUUGCCAACAGAAGACCACCUACGCGUAGAAGGACAGUUUUCCGUUUGAACUAUGGCAGAGGUUCGGUGAUGUUUGAAUUUUCUGUCUGCCUCUUGCUCAAACCCUACAGAGUGUAUGUAGUCCCUUUGGCCCUCCCCACCCCCAAUAU